Molecule: messenger RNA, 7923 nt
Organism: Meleagris gallopavo (turkey)
Lineage: Eukaryota; Metazoa; Chordata; Aves; Galliformes; Phasianidae
Source: RefSeq, a predicted model, not a curated record
UUUGUGAUUCCUUCCUUCAAGCCACUUUGACGAGCUACUCCGAGAACGUGGAGCGCACAAAGUAUGGAGGGGAAGGCAGCAAGGAGAUGGGCUCAGGAGGCAACCUGAAGCCCUGGCAGUCCCAGAAGUCCAGCAUGGACUCGUGCCUGUAUCGUGUGGAUGAGAACAUGACAGCCUCAACCUACAGCCUGAACAAGAUCCCGGAGAGGAACCUGGAGACCGUCCUGUCCCAGUCAGUGCAGUCCAUCCCGCUGUACCUCAUGCCACGGCCCAACUCGGUCGCAGCCACCAGCUCGGCCCACCUGGAGGACCUGGCAUACCUGGAUGAGCAGCGGCACACCCCCCUGCGCACCUCCCUCCGCAUGCCCCGGCAGAGCGUGGCUGGAGCCCGCACACAGCAGGACCUGCGAGUGCGCUUUGCACCCUACCGACCUCCAGACAUCUCCCUGAAGCCGUUGCUCUUCGAGGUCCCCAGCAUCACCACCGAAUCCGUCUUCGUGGGCCGGGAUUGGGUGUUCCAUGAGAUCGAUGCACAGCUGCAGAGCUCCAACGCCAGCGUGAAUCGUGGUGUGGUGAUCGUGGGGAACAUCGGCUUUGGGAAGACUGCCAUCAUCUCCAGGCUGGUUGCGCUCAGCUGCCACGGCACUCGCAUGAGGCAGAUCGCAUCCGACAGCCCGCACGCCUCACCCAAACAUGUGGAUGCAAACAGAGAGCUGCCCUUAACCCAGCCACCUUCUGCUCACUCCUCCAUCGCCAGUGGGAGCUGCCCGGGGACCCCCGAGAUGCGCCGGCGCCAGGAGGAGGCCAUGAGGAGGCUCGCUUCCCAGGUCGUCGCCUAUCACUACUGCCAGGCAGACAACGCCUACACCUGCCUGGUGCCCGAGUUUGUGCACAACGUGGCCGCCCUGCUGUGCCGCUCACCCCAAUUCGUCGCCUAUCGGGAGCAGCUGCUGCGUGAGCCCCACCUGCAGAGCAUGCUGAGCCUCCGCUCCUGCGUGCAGGACCCCAUGGCCUCCUUCCGCAGGGGGAUCCUGGAGCCCCUGGAGAACCUGCAUAAAGAGAGGAAGAUCCCUGAUGAAGAUUUCAUCAUAUUAAUUGAUGGCUUAAACGAGGCUGAAUUUCACAAGCCAGAUUAUGGUGACACCAUUGUAUCAUUCCUGAGCAAAAUGAUUGGGAAAUUCCCCUCCUGGCUGAAGCUGGUUGUGACCGUCAGGACAAGUCUACAGGAAAUAAUUAAGCUGUUGCCCUUCCACAGAAUAUUUUUGGAUAGACUGGAAGAGAACGAAGCCAUAGACCAGGACCUGCAGGCAUACAUCCUCCACCGGAUACACAGCAGCUCAGAGAUCCAGAACAACAUCUCACUGAACGGCAAAAUGGACAACACCACCUUUGGCAAACUCAGCUCUCACCUCAAGACCUUGAGCCAAGGGUCCUAUCUUUACCUGAAACUCACUUUUGAUCUCAUAGAGAAAGGAUAUCUAGUGCUAAAAAGCUCCAGCUACAAAGUAGUCCCAGUGUCUCUGUCAGAAGUUUACCUGUUGCAGUGCAAUAUGAAGUUCCCAACGCAGUCUUCCUUUGAUCGGGUUAUGCCUCUCUUGAAUGUGGCAGUGGCAUCUCUGCAUCCUUUAACAGAUGAGCAUAUUUUUCAGGCCAUUAAUGCAGGUAACAUUGAGGGCACUUUGGAGUGGGAUGACUUUCAGCAGAGGAUGGAGAACCUUUCUAUGUUUCUUAUCAAACGUAGAGACAUGACGCGAAUGUUUGUUCAUCCCUCUUUCCGAGAAUGGCUUAUUUGGAGAGAAGAAGGUGAAAAGACCAAGUUUCUUUGUGAUCCUAGGAGUGGCCACACACUGCUUGCCUUCUGGUUUUCCCGUCAGGAAGGAAAACUAAACCGACAGCAGACGAUCGAACUGGGACAUCACAUUCUCAAAGCACACAUUUUUAAGGGGUUGAGUAAAAAAGUUGGGGUGUCUUCCUCCAUCCUGCAAGGGCUUUGGAUCUCCUACAGCACUGAGGGCCUUUCCAUGGCUUUGGCAUCCCUGAGAAACCUCUACACCCCAAACAUCAAGGUCAGUCGGUUGCUGAUUCUAGGAGGUGCCAACGUGAAUUACAGGACCGAAGUUCUGAACAACGCCCCAAUUCUGUGCGUGCAGUCCCACCUGGGCUACACAGAGAUGGUGGCUUUGCUCCUGGAGUUCGGUGCCAAUGUAGAUGCUGCUUCUGAGAGCGGCCUGACCCCCCUUGGGUACGCUGCUGCUGCUGGGUUCCUGAGCAUCGUUGUGCUGCUGUGCAAGAAACGGGCCAAGGUGGAUCACUUGGACAAGAACGGUCAGUGCGCGCUGGUCCACGCCGCCCUCCGAGGACACCUGGAAGUGGUGAAGUUCCUGAUCCAGUGCGACUGGAGCAUGGCUGGGCAGCAGCAGGGGGUGUUCAAAAAGAGCCACGCCAUCCAGCAGGCCCUGAUCGCUGCAGCCAGCAUGGGCUACACGGAGAUUGUCUCCUACCUGCUCGACCUUCCAGAAAAAGAUGAAGAGGAGGUGGAGCGAGCACAGAUCAACAGCUUUGACAGUCUCUGGGGAGAGACAGCACUGACGGCAGCUGCGGGCCGGGGGAAGCUGGACGUGUGCCGGCUGCUGCUGGAGCAGGGAGCUGCCGUGGCACAGCCCAACCGGCGCGGCGUGGUGCCUCUCUUCAGCGCCGUCCGGCAGGGCCACUGGCAGAUUGUGGACCUGCUGCUCACCCACGGCGCCGACGUGAACAUGGCAGACAAGCAGGGCCGGACACCACUGAUGAUGGCUGCAUCCGAGGGACACCUGGGCACGGUGGAGUUUCUGCUUGCACAAGGUGCCUCCAUUUCUCUGAUGGACAAGGAGGGCUUGACAGCCCUCAGCUGGGCUUGCCUGAAGGGCCACCUGGCCGUGGUGAGGGCCCUGGUGGAGAAUGGGGCAGCCACCGACCACGCUGACAAAAAUGGGCGCACACCACUGGACCUGGCAGCUUUCUACGGUGACGCGGAGGUGGUUCAGUUCCUGGUGGACCACGGGGCCAUGAUCGAGCACGUCGACUACAGCGGGAUGCGUCCCCUGGACAGGGCGGUGGGGUGCCGCAACACCUCGGUGGUCGUCACCCUCCUGAAGAAAGGAGCAAAGAUAGGUUGUCAGACGUUACCGAGUCGCCCACGAGGUCCAGCAACAUGGGCGAUGGCCACCUCCAAACCAGACAUCAUGAUCAUCCUGUUGAGCAAGCUGAUGGAAGAGGGAGACAUGUUUUACAAGAAAGGUAAAGUGAAGGAGGCUGCCCAGCGCUACCAGUACGCCCUGAAGAAGUUCCCCAGGGAAGGCUUUGGGGAAGACCUGAAAACCUUCCGUGAGCUGAAGGUGUCACUCCUUCUCAACCUCUCCCGAUGUCGAAGGAAAAUGAAUGACUUUGGAAUGGCAGAGGAAUUCGCUACUAAAGCACUGGAGCUGAAACCGAAAUCUUACGAAGCUUACUAUGCAAGAGCAAGGGCCAAACGCAGCAGCAGCAGGCAGUUUGCAGCAGCCCUGGAGGACCUGAACGAGGCCAUCAAGCUGUGCCCCAACAACCGUGAGAUCCAGCGGCUGCUGCUGCGAGUGGAGGAGGAGUGCCGGCAGGUGCAGCAGCAGCAGCAGCAGCAGCAGCAGCCACCCCCGCUGCCAGCAGAGCCUGAGCCCGAAGCCCAGCAUGAAGAGCUGUAUUCUGUGCAAGACAUUUUUGAGGAGGAGUACCUCGAGCAGGACGUUGAGAACGUUUCCAUUGGCUUGCAGACGGAGUCCAGGCCAAACCAAGGGCUUCCCAUCAUCCAGAGCCCACCCCCCUCCCCGGCUCACCGGGACUCAGCAUAUAUUUCUGGCUCACCUCUCGGCUCCCAUCAGGUCUUUGAUUUCAGGUCCAACAGCUCGGUGGGCUCUCCCACCAGGCAGGCCUACCAGUCCACGUCUCCCACUCUGUCUCCAACACACCAGAAUUCCCAUUACCGGCCCAGUCCUCCGCACACCUCUCCUGCCCAUCAGGGCUCCUCGUACCGCUUCAGCCCACCUCCCGUCGGGAGCCAAGGGAAGGAAUAUCAGAGCCCACCGCCUUCUCCUCUUCGCAGAGGCCCUCAGUACCGCGCCAGCCCCCCCGCAGACGGCAUGAGCGUGUACAGGUCGCAGUCGGGCUCCCCGGUUCGCUAUCAGCAAGAACCCAGUGCUGUCAGCCCACUCCCCGGCAGGCCCAAAUCCCCGCUGUCCAAAAUGUCACAGCGCUCCUUCCAGAUGCCCCAGCUGCCCGUGGCCGUGCCUCAGCAGGGCCUGAGGCUGCAGCCAGCAAAGGCGCAGAUCGUGCGGAGCAACCAGCCCAGCUCAGCCGUGCACUCCAGCACCGUCAUCCCCACCGGUGCCUACAGCCAGGUUGCCCACUCGAUGGCCAGCAAGUACCAGGCGGCGGCGGGGGAGAUGGGGGUCAACCAGAGCAGGCUGGUGUACCAGGGCUCCAUCGGGGGGAUCGUAGGGGACAGUCGGCCCGUGCAGCACGUGCAGGCCAGCCUCAGUGCGGGGGCCAUCUGCCAGCACGGAGGGUUGGCCAAGGAAGAUCUUCCGCAGAGGCCGUCCUCGGCGUACAGAGGGGGCAUGAGGUACAGCCAGACACCCCAGAUCGGGCGCAGCCAGUCUGCUUCCUACUACCCCAUGUGCCACUCAAAGCUGGACCUGGAGCGUUCAUCUAUGCCCUCUGGCCAGCUCGGCUCGCCGGACGUGUCCCACCUCAUCCGGAGGCCCAUCAGCGUUAACCCCAGCGAAAUCAAGCCUCACCCGCCGACCCCGAGGCCGCUGCUCCAUUCGCAGAGCGUCGGCCUGCGCUUCUCUCCCUCCAGCAAUAGCAUCUCAUCCACCUCCAACCUGACGCCCAACUUCCGCCCCUCCGCCUCGAUCCAGCAAAUGGAGAUCCCUCUCAAGCCGGCCUACGACCGGGCGUGCGACGAGCUGUCCCCAGUGUCCCCCACUCAGGGUGGGUACCCCAGCGAGCCGGCCCGUUCCCGGACCACACCGUUCAUGGGAAUCAUUGACAAAACCGCUCGGACUCAGCAGUACCCCCACCUCCAUCAGCAGAACCGGACCUGGGCCGUGUCAUCAGUGGACACUGUUAUUAGCCCUACGUCUCCUGGCAAUCUCCCCCAGCCGGAAUCAUUUAGCCCACCUUCUUCAAUCAGCAACAUUGCCUUUUAUAACAAAACCAACAAUGCACAGAAUGGCCAUUUGCUAGAGGAAGACUAUUACAGCCCCCAUGGGAUGCUGGCCAAUGGGUCCCGGGGAGACCUACUGGAGAGAGUCACCCAAGCCUCCUCGUACCCUGAUGUGAAGGUGGCGAGGACGCUGCCGGUGGCACAGGCCUACCAGGACAACCUGUACAGGCAGCUCUCCCGGGACUCCCGGCAAGGGCAGACAUCCCCAAUCAAACCAAAGAGACCAUUUGUGGAGUCUAAUGUGUAAGAGACGCUUGUUGGAGUAAGACCCUUAUGUUUGCAGCACACACUUCCAAGCUUGAUUUCCAUGCAUAUUAUUAUUAUUAUUAUUAUUAUUAUUAUUAUUAUUAUUAUUUUUAUUUCUCUUUGGUAGCGACAUGACCACGUUUCUCCGGUACUUGGUGCAGUGGUCAGACACCAUGCACGCGCUCCAGCCCUUCCGUCCCCCAGCUGACUGUGAAGCCACCAUCAGCCAAGCAGUACAUUGCCCAAUUCCAGCUGAGCUCCCUCACUUGGCAGCUGCCAACCAGGAUAUCCCAGUACGCGGUGCGGGGUAGGCCAGGAACAUCCCCUACGCAGUGGGAGGUAACCGGAUCUUUUUCAGGAGACAAUCGCGUCCAAUUUCAAUUAGUUUCUUAUGUCUCAAUGAGCUCUUACUGGUGACAGUUCCCGGUGGGAGCAGAACAGGUGUCCCAAGAACCUCUUCUGGGGCUGCAUCUGCAGGCUGCCACUCAGCAGGGCUGUUCCCUGCCCAGCAUUCCCUUUGCUCAGACAGAGCAGAGCAUCAUUCGUAGCUAUGCACAGCACCCAUCCUGCUCGACCGGUGUGCAGCAUUGCAAUUGGAAUUGUGUUUCUUUAAUUGCUUACGCUGCCAGAAGAGAUGGGGGUCACCAGGUGCUUUGCUACUUUGUCAUCUGGGUGUCCUGAUGUUGGUUUACUCACGGGCACGUUGCAGGUGCUCAGAGAUUGCACAUUCAUGGGCCGAGGGAAUUGGGUUAGGAGUGGGACCACAGCUCAGUUGACCCAUUAGCAGAUGGCUGCAUCCCAAACGUGGCACCACAUUUAUCACCAGGACAGCUGAAUGUUGGGGUUUUCAUCUGUUUGGGGGCUUUUUAUGGUGUUCUGUCUUUUCGACUAGGAAAUCCUUUCCGAAAAGGAAAUCCACAGUUUAUUUCUUGGCUGGGAUGUGUAACGUGGCACUGUGGCUCUGGGAUGGGAUGAGUCCGGUGACAAUGGUUGCAGGGUCCAUCCCAAAAUCUUGCAAAGCGAUUGCUCUGUUCUCUUACCUGUAGAUGGGAGAGAUGGUGCUUUGCUCUUUAAGGACCUUUAGUUAAAAGAGAGAUAUUUAUAAUUUAUUUAUGUGCUCUGUUUCAGGACAUUUUUUUGUGCUUUGGUUGUUUUUCUCUUAUUUUUUGUAAAUCAAACACAAGUCACAUCAAGGCAGUGUGAACAGCGGGGGACACUUCCAGAAACCUUUGUGCUGAAUUUUGCAGUUGUUCCCUGGCAUUUCUUGGGAUGAGUGGAGGGACUUCUUUACCAAUGCUUCACUUAGUGCUGCUUGCUUUGUAAUUUGCCUUUCCAUUACUGAGGGCGAUUGGUUGGACGAGCGAUAAACCUGGAGCUUGUUUUAAAGCAAAAAUAGUGCCUGUUGUCCACUGCUGAGCCUCACCCAUAGCAGCUCUUAACAGCAAAGUCAUAGAACCAUGAGGUGGUUGGGUUAGAAGGGACCUUACAGCCCGCCGGCUCCAAGCCCUGCUGUGGGCUGAGUGCCCUCCCCAGCUGAGGCUGACCCCAUCCGUGGUGUUAUGGGGCAAGAAAGGGAUCUGGUGCUGAGCAGGAAGAGUGAGCAGAACCUGUUGAUGUUUCCAAAGGGCUACCUAAAUCUGGACGUAGAUUGCAGAAUGCCUCAAACUGAGCCACAGCACUCAGCCUGGAGUUAAGCCAGCCCCGGCGGUGGUCGGGCUCAGCCCAAGUUGGGCACAGCAGGACCUCGUGUCUCACAGACACACCAAGACCAUCCCGGGCUUUUCCUCUGCUUGUGUUGUGUAUUUGUUCAGGGCACUGUUUGCAUUGAAGUUGGCUCGUUGCUUCUCAAGAACAGCUCAGCCCCAACCUUGGCUUUCUCACAGGGCUGAGGGAGUGCCGGCAGCGCUGCUUCUCUCCGUGGAAGCAGCGUGCUGCUGUGUGUCCCUCUUUUGGAAGCAGUUGUGCUUUGCAAGUAGAAAACCCCUUCCCCUCAGUUUCUGAACACGAGCAGCUUUCUGCCUUCAGUUGCUUCUUGGAAUGGGAAAAGGAACCAAGCUCAGCCCCGCUCUGCUGCGCAGCAAAGCGCACACUUGGAGAGCUGCAUGCGCUGUGCUGCUCACUGCACCAUGUCCCCCAGUGCCACCUCGGGUUUGUGAAGGUGUUUUAAGGAUAAAACCAGAACACAGCUCUCACUGUAACCACACACAUGGAGACAACACUGGCGUAGUGCAGCGUGUGGGUUUGUCACGAUGGUGAGUGUUGCAUUUUCACAGGAUUCUUGCACUAGCGGUUUUCCAUCUGUUCUCUCUGUACAUGGGUGCACUUUACUGUUAGAAUUUGUUCCUCUGAUAAAUACUGGAUAUUUAAGUGAGUAGUGUCCUCGUUAGGAAAUAGCAAAGCAGCUCUCGUCUCUUGGUGUAUUUUUCAAAAAAGAAAAAGGG